UCCCUCCAUCUUGGUCCUCCCUUAUACCAGCGUUUAGAAGGUGAGAGGAGAGCCUAGAGCGCUCUUCCCAUAACCAAAAUGGCGGCCACGCACUGUCUGCCCAUAAUGGAUCCCGUGGCUAUCAUUAGGUCUCCAUGGUGACGCGGCCGGGUCCUUCAGCGUCCCUCCCCCUCAUUUUUACGACAGUCGCCGGGCACGUCACGGCAAUCGGGGCUGGUGUCAGCUGAUUUACUGCGGCGGCAACGGUACCGGCACCGGGCAUCCUGGGUGGCCGACGGCGGCUGGGCAGGGCCGGCGGUCCCGAAGGUCUUCCCGUCACGAUUUGCGCUCGGCUACACCCGCGCUUCGCCCUCCUUUGCUGGGAGUGCCCACGAGUGGUUUCGCUGUCGCGUCGCGGCAUGAGGUGAAGCUGUGACAGGUUUGAAAACACAAUGGCAGGAAACAGUCUCGUUUUACCCAUCGUUCUGUGGGGCCGCAAAGCACCAACACAUUGUAUCUCAGCGAUACUCUUAACAGAAGAUGGGUCCACAAUUGUAACAGGAUGCCAUGAUGGGCAGAUAUGUCUCUGGGACCUUUCAGGAGAAUUAGAAGUUAAUCCUCGAGCUCUGUUAUUUGGUCAUACAGCUUCAAUCACUUGCUUGUCCAAAGCAUGUGCUUCCAGUGAAAAACAGUAUAUUGUGAGUGCAUCUGAGAGUGGAGAGAUGUGCCUCUGGGAUGUGAAUGAUGGCAGAUGUAUUGAGUUUACAAAGUUAGCCUGCACACAUACUGGCAUACAGUUCUACCAAUUCUCUGUUGGAAACCAGCGUGAAGGAAGGCUUUUAUGCCACGGACAUUACCCUGAAAUCCUUGUUAUAGAUGCGACCAGCCUCGAGGUGCUCUACUCCUUGGUGUCAAAGAUCUCACCUGAUUGGAUUAGCUCCAUGAGUAUUAUUCGGUCCCACCGAACACAAGAGGACACUGUGGUGGCACUCUCGGCGACAGGCAUCCUGAAGGUGUGGAUCGUGACUUCUGACGCCGGCGGCAUGCAGGAUACUGAACCAAUAUUUGAGGAGGAAUCUAAACCUAUUUAUUGUCAGAACUGCCAAAGCAUUUCCUUCUGUGCGUUCACACAAAGCUCACUGUUGGUUGUGUGCUCCAAAUACUGGAGGGUGUUUGAUGCUGGAGACUAUUCCCUGUUGUGUUCAGGUCCCAGUGAAAAUGGGCAGACGUUGACUGGAGGGGAUUUUGUGUCAGCAGAUAAAGUCAUCAUCUGGACUGAAAAUGGGCAAAGUUAUAUUUACAAACUACCUGCCAGUUGCCUUCCAGCCAGUGAUUCGUUCCGCAGUGACGUGGGCAAAGCAGUGGAACAUCUGGUUCCUCCUGUACAGUGCAGCCUCUUGGACCGAAAAGAUAAAGAGUUGCUGAUAUGCCCUCCUGUUACUCGGUUCUUCUAUGGAUGCAGGGAAUAUUUCCAUAAACUGUUAAUUCAGGGUGAUUCUUCUGGAAGAUUAAAUAUCUGGAACAUCUCAGACACAGAUGAUAAGCAAGAGCUGGAGAUGACAACUUCUAUUAGCUUGCAAGAGGCGUUUGAUAAGCUGAGUCCUUGUCCUGCUGGAAUAAUAGAUCAGCUGAGUGUGAUUCCCAAUAGUAACGAGCCCCUGAAAGUGACUGCAAGUGUGUACAUUCCAGCCCACGGCCGGCUCGUGUGUGGUCGUGAAGAUGGAAGCAUAGUCAUUGUGCCUGCCACGCAGACGGCCAUAGUACAGCUGCUGCAAGGGGAACACAUGCUCAGAAGAGGUUGGCCACCUCACAGGACACUCCGGGGCCAUCGGAACAAAGUCACGUGUUUGCUCUAUCCACAUCAGGUCUCGGCUCGCUAUGACCAGAGAUACCUGAUAUCUGGAGGUGUGGACUUCUCCGUCAUCAUUUGGGACAUAUUUUCUGGAGAGAUGAAACACAUCUUCUGUGUUCAUGGUGGCGAGAUCACUCAACUUCUAGUUCCACCUGAAAACUGUAGUGCGAGAGUACAGCACUGCAUCUGCUCUGUCGCCAGUGACCACUCAGUGGGACUUCUCAGCUUGCGCGAAAAAAAGUGCAUCAUGCUGGCGUCGCGUCACCUGUUCCCUAUUCAAGUCAUCAAGUGGAGGCCUUCUGACGAUUACCUGGUGGUGGGAUGCUCGGAUGGCUCUGUCUAUGUCUGGCAAAUGGAUACUGGUGCACUGGAUCGCUGUGUGAUGGGAAUAACAGCGGUGGAGAUCCUGAAUGCCUGUGAUGAAGUUGUUCCCGCUGCCAUGGAUUCACUCAGUCAUCCAGCAGUGAACCUCAAACAAGCCAUGACAAGACGUAGUCUCGCUGCUCUCAAAAAUAUGGCCCAUCAGAAGCUGCAAACCCUUGCAACUAACCUCUUGGCUUCUGAGGCAUCUGACAAGGGGAAUUUACCUAAAUAUUCUCAUAACCCCCUGAUGGUUCAAGCAAUAAAGACAAACCUGACGGACCCAGACGUCCACGUGCUCUUCUUUGAUGUGGAGGCGCUGAUUAUUCAACUGCUGACCGAGGAAGCCUCCAGGCCGAAUGCUGCGCUUAUUUCCCCUGAGAAUUUGCAAAAAGCAUCUGGCAGUUCAGACAAAGGGGGCUCUUUCCUAACUGGAAAGCGAGCAGCGGUGCUCCUCCAACAAGUGAAGGAGACCAUCAAAGAGAACAUAAAGGAGCACCUCCUGGAUGAUGAAGAGGAGGAUGAGGAGGUCAUGAGGCAGAGAAGAGAAGAAAGCGAUCCCGAGUACCGGGCCAGCAAAUCGAAGCCAUUGACCCUCUUAGAAUAUAAUUUAACUAUGGACACUGCCAAGCUGUUCAUGUCCUGCCUUCACGCCUGGGGUUUGAAUGAAGUUCUGGAUGAAGUUUGCCUCGAUCGCCUUGGAAUGCUGAAACCCCACUGCACAGUAUCCUUUGGCCUCUUAUCAAGAGGAGGCCACAUGUCAUUGAUGCUUCCUGGUUAUAAUCAGGCGGCCUGUAAGCCACCCCACGGGAAAGCAGAAGCAGGAAGGAAGCUGCUGCCGACAGAGGGCGUAGGAAAGGGCACGUACGGAGUGUCAAGAGCCGUCACCACACAGCACCUGCUGUCCAUCAUAUCGUUGGCCAAUACUUUAAUGAGCAUGACCAAUGCAACCUUCAUUGGUGACCACAUGAAGAAGGGCCCUACCAGGCCGCCUAGACCAAGCACCCCUGACCUUUCUAAGGCAAGGGGUUCCCCUCCAACUUCCAGUAACAUUGUGCAAGGACAGAUUAAACAAGCUGCUGCACCUGUCGUUUCCGCUCGGUCUGAGGCUGACCAUGCCGGCUCUGACCCUGCUUCCACUGCUGCUUUACAUACCUGUUUCUUAGUAAAUGAAGGAUGGAGUCAGUUGGCUGCUAUGCAUUGUGUCAUGUUGCCUGACCUGCUGGGACUAGAUAAAUUCCGGCCUCCACUUCUAGAAAUGCUGGCUCGAAGAUGGCAAGAUCGAUGCUUGGAGGUAAGAGAAGCUGCCCAAGCCCUUCUUCUAGCAGAGCUGAGAAGAAUUGAGCAGGCAGGCAGGAAGGAAGCUAUCGAUGCCUGGGCCCCUUAUUUGCCUCAGUAUAUGGACCACGUCAUAUCACCUGGGGUCACAGCAGAGGCCAUGCAGACACUGCCUGCCGCCCCCGACGCCUCAGGCCCUGAAGCCAAGGUCCAAGAGGAAGAGCAUGACCUUGUGGACGAUGACAUCACCACGGGUUGCUUAUCAAGUGUCCCCCAAAUGAAAAAAAUUUCCACAUCUUACGAAGAAAGACGCAAGCAAGCCACAGCUAUUGUUUUGCUGGGAGUAAUAGGAGCCGAGUUUGGUGCUGAGAUUGAACCCCCGAAACUGUUGGCGAGACCCCGAAGCUCUAGUCAGAUUCCUGAAGGAUUUGGUUUGACCAGUGGCGGAUCCAACUACUCUCUGGCCAGACACACUUGCAAGGCCCUGACGUUUCUCCUGCUGCAGCCACCAAGCCCCAAGCUGCCCGCGCACAGCACCAUCCGGAGAACAGCUAUCGACCUCAUUGGACGAGGCUUCACGGUGUGGGAGCCUUACAUGGAUGUGUCGGCUGUUUUGAUGGGUCUUCUCGAACUCUGUGCUGAUGCUGAAAAGCAGCUGGCCAACAUCACAAUGGGGCUGCCCCUGAGCCCAGCAGCUGACUCCGCCCGCUCUGCAAGGCAUGCUCUCUCACUCAUUGCCACUGCCAGACCACCGGCCUUCAUCACCACCAUAGCCAAGGAGGUGCACAGACAUACAGCUCUUGCAGCAAACACCCAAUCGCAGCAGAAUAUACACACCACGACUCUUGCUCGAGCUAAAGGGGAGAUUCUUAGAGUCAUUGAAAUUCUUAUUGAAAAGAUGCCCACGGAUGUUGUGGAUCUCCUUGUGGAGGUUAUGGACAUCAUUAUGUACUGCCUUGAAGGGUCUUUGGUGAAAAAGAAAGGCCUUCAGGAGUGCUUCCCAGCCAUCUGCAGGUUCUACAUGGUCAGCUAUUACGAGCGGAAUCACAGGAUAGCGGUGGGGGCGCGGCAUGGUUCAGUGGCCCUGUACGACAUCCGGACUGGAAAAUGUCAGACCAUCCAUGGACACAAAGGACCCAUCACGGCAGUGGCCUUUGCUCCUGAUGGACGCUACCUUGCCACCUACUCCAACACUGACAGCCACAUCUCCUUCUGGCAGAUGAACACAUCCCUGCUGGGAAGCAUUGGCAUGCUGAACUCGGCACCUCAGCUGCGCUGCAUUAAAACCUACCAGGUGCCCCCUGUGCAGCCAGCCUCACCCGGCUCCCACAACGCCCUCAGGCUGGCACGGCUCAUCUGGACUUCCAACCGCAACGUCAUCCUCAUGGCGCACGACGGCAAGGAGCACCGCUUCAUGGUGUAGAGCCGACAUCUGGCGCCCUAACUGCGUUUUAGUUCUCUGCAUUCUCUAGGCUGCCGUCACCCUGUCCCUCCACUGGGCCUACUGACCCUGGUGUCGUGUGGGGGUGCGGCCAGGUGUGUGUCACUUGCGCGUGCUCCUCGGGCAGACCCUCACACAGGCCACCUCUGGAUUCCGAGGCGCGCACUGCUCUAGAGGAUGCGGCCACUCUGUCACUCGGUAGGUUUUCCCUGCCGGCGAGGGGAGGGAGAGUCGGCGGUUCCUGGGAACGCUCUUGUUGCUUGGCGCAACAGAAGCCCAGAAAUCAAUAACCACUGUGAUCGCACUCCCAGCCCCAAUCAGUGUGGCAGCCACGAAGCCCCUGCUCUGAGGCGCUGCUUGUAUCCGGAUUUGACACUGGGCGUCGAGGUGAUGUGGCGGCCCUCGUUAUUGCGAUUAUUCCCCUCUGACUUUCCUGAAGCAUACCACUGUUUACCAAAAAGAUUCUGUGUUUACGGGCUAUUUCCUUCUGGUGAUUGCUAGGAAAUCCCUCAAUCCAGUUUGCUAGGGUUUAGCCACUACCUUCUCUGUUAAUACCCAGCCAAUUUAAGUUAAUGAGAAAAUGCACGCUAACAAUUUUUUUCCCUUGUAGAAAAUACAAUUUUCUAGUCUCUUAGCCUUCUAAAGUAUUCGUAUCCUGGUUAAAUGACAGUUUAUUUAGUAGGCUUAAAACAAGACUCAUCAUCACCUCCAAUCAAUUGAUAUAAUUAUCGAGGCACUAUCACUAAUCUCUUAAAGCUACUCUGGUGGAAGCAUGGCCUAGCUCUAAAAUGAAGACCCUUGUCAUUCUUUGCUA
Messenger RNA from Ochotona princeps (American pika), 5724 nucleotides. RefSeq names its product WD repeat domain 7 (gene WDR7). The record is from RefSeq and is a predicted model, not a curated record. NCBI's taxonomy places the organism in Eukaryota, Metazoa, Chordata, Mammalia, Lagomorpha, Ochotonidae. Gene Ontology annotation, molecular function: protein binding. The transcript is spliced from 28 exons. Bases 432 to 4892 code for a protein of 1486 amino acids. Gene Ontology annotation, cellular component: cytoplasm.